This is a messenger RNA of Panonychus citri (citrus red mite), 2205 nucleotides long. RefSeq lists its product as uncharacterized. Bases 1 to 2205 code for a protein of 734 amino acids. The transcript has a single exon. The record is from RefSeq and is a predicted model, not a curated record. Lineage: Eukaryota; Metazoa; Arthropoda; Arachnida; Trombidiformes; Tetranychidae. Gene Ontology annotation, molecular function: protein binding.
AUGAAGGAUAACAAAUCGGUUUGGAAUAAAAUCUUCGCCAUUCGAGAAUCGUUUUAUAAACAUUUCCAAGGCGAAGUUACAACUCAUAAUGUUCAGAUUCAGUCUGAGUGGUAUGCGUUUUCUCAUUGGAUUUAUGUGAUUUACCGUAAAUCAUUUGCUACUCGUGAGGAGCGUAAAUCGUUUGAAUAUAAUUUCAUCCAAUGUUCAAGUAACGUCGAAAGGGUCAAUUGUUUCAUGGACUGUCAACCGAUUCAGGCUAAAUUUGCCAAAUCUGCUAAAAAAUUGUGGUACCAAUCGGAUUUACCAUCGAAAAGAGGACUUCAAGCAUUGAAGAAAUGGCUUAUCAAGAAUAACUUUUUCGCCAAUGGUUCAACUAAUUGUAGCACCGGUUUCGAUACUUUGAUUGAGAAAGUUGAAGAUCCUUUCGCUGAACUGGAAAAAUUAGCCAAUCCGGAAGAGGAAAUUGAAGAGAUUCUUAUUAAAGGUCCACCCGUUUGGGAAGAUUAUGUUGAAAAUGAUUCUCUUCGAGGUGUUUCCAAUCUCGUUCAGUUGGGUAAUCAUCCAGUUAAACGAAGACAAUUGUUGGCAUCAGCUGAUAUUCCCAAGGGUUCGGUAAUUGCUCGAGAAGAGGCUCUUUGUGUUUGGUUGGCACCGAUUAUGUAUGACACUUAUUGUUAUCGGUGUCUCUGUCCACUUCCAGAGGUUCGAUUGACCUGUCAAGGGUGUAAAAUGGUCAACUUUUGUUCAACUGAUUGUUUCGAUUCGGCGAAAAAUACUUUCCAUGGAAAAGAGUGUAAUUACAUGGGCAUGUUGAAACAUCUUUCAAUUUUCCAUUUUACCCUUCGAAUGUUACUUGCAAUUGGCCCGAAAAAAGUUGUCGCAGCUUCAGUGUCCAAGUUUAUGUCCUCAGCGAAUCCUCCAGAAGAUGAAUUCUAUCCCUCAUUCGAGGGAGGUGAUGAUGUUUCUUCAUUUCUAAACUUAGAAUCUGGUGUUCAGGGUGUUUCGAAUUCGGAUAUGUUGACAUUCUCAUGUACUGCUUUAUUCUGUUGUCAUUUACUUCGAGAAAUGUCCUUCUUUGAUGUUGCAUUUCCGGAGAAACCGUUAUUCUGUUCACUCAUCUCAAUGAUGAUUCUCAUCUCUCGAAAUAUAUUCACCCUUUAUGAUCACACUUUCCGAAUGCUGAAAGUACCUGAAACAAGUGAUCUGAUCAUUGAAGGCCCAGGUAAAGAGAUUGGCCAUGGACUGUUUUACAAGACGUCGCUCUUUAAUCAUUCUUGCAGUCCAAAUGCUCACGCUGUCUUUUUCGGUGCUUCAAUUGUGGUGAUAACAACCAAAGACAUUGGUGCCAAAGAAGAGAUAACCAUCUCUUAUGGUGCGAAAUAUCCUGAGAUGAAAUUUGAAGAUCGUCAGGUUAAACUACGAAACAAUUUCUAUUUCAAUUGUCUUUGCGAACAAUGUGAAACUGAGCUUAUUGAACGGGCACGAGUAAAGACUUGCGAUCAAUGUUUCGAUUCCCUGUACCAGAAAAUCACCUCUGGUCAAGUUUAUGUCAACGAAACCGGUGAAAUCCUCCCAAAAGAUCAAGAAGAUGAUAAUGGCGAUUCGAUUAAAGAUCAAAAGUGUUCCGAUUGUACAAUUUUAGUAAAGAAGAAACACCAAUGGGACAAAAUUCGAACUCUUGGUUUGGAAUAUUAUGCAAAGGCUCGGAAAUUGAUCCACAAAGAGGAGUAUAAAAGAGCGAUUCGUUAUUUGAACAAAUCGUUGCAACAAUUUACUGAAGUCGAUGAUCUUUGGUACAUGUUUCUUGUUCGAGAUGAUUUGGUCACUUGCUUGAGGGCUUUAGAUGAGUACGAGGAAGCAUUUGAACAUUGCUGGGAAAACUUGAAGACCAGAGGUGAUCUUUAUGAAAAAGAUUCUGCUACUUAUGCAAAUCAGUUGCUCAUUACUCUUGAAUGUGCUAAAGAUGCUGGAGUUGCCGCUUGUAAGGAUAAGAUUGAAUCGAUGACCGGUGAGAAUGUUAUUAAAACAAUCGUCGAUUCAUUUAACGAGCUUCAUGAUCAAUUAUCUAAUCAUCAAGGUAAAUUUAUUGAGCACAACAAUCAGCAUUAUAUUGAUUUUUUAACCCGUAAAGAUGAAUACACUAAAUGGCUAAAAGAUAUUGUUCAACAAAGUACCAACAUUGACACAAUAUACAAUAUCUCAUGA